UGCUGUAAUAAUCUUGAAAAAAACAAGUGCUGAUUCUCCACGUUACGCUUUCGCCAACUAGGUUCGUUGGCGCGUUCAUUUCCCUGCAUACGACACUUCCACCAUUUCCCCCCUCAAUUUUGUCAUCGGAGAGGCCUCUCGAGGUUUCAGUCCAUGGCGUCGAAGCGGAUCCUGAAAGAGCUCAAGGAUCUCCAGAAAGAUCCUCCUACUUCCUGUAGCGCUGGUCCUGUUGCUGAAGAUAUGUUUCAUUGGCAAGCAACAAUUAUGGGUCCUCCAGACAGUCCUUAUGCAGGAGGCGUUUUUUUAAUUACUAUUCACUUCCCUCCCGACUAUCCAUUUAAGCCUCCUAAGGUUGCUUUCAGGACAAAGGUUUUUCACCCAAACAUCAACAGUAAUGGUAGUAUUUGCCUGGACAUCUUGAAAGAGCAAUGGAGUCCAGCUUUGACUAUAUCAAAGGUGUUGCUUUCUAUUUGCUCCCUUUUGACCGAUGCGAACCCAGAUGAUCCACUAGUGCCAGAAAUUGCUCAUCUGUACAAGACGGAUAGGGCCAAGUAUGAGACAACUGCAAGGAGCUGGACUCAAAAAUAUGCUAUGGGCUAGUAUGUAUUAUGGGAAGGGCAUGAAGGAUGCUGCUGUUAGUUCUUAUGUAUAAAUGAAAGUUUUCUGUACAAUCUACUAUUGUUGGAGAUUGAAACAAUUUUAUGCUGCCCAAUUUAAAAUCAACAUGAUGCUUUAAGCUUGUGUUCAACUAAUAUAUAU
Messenger RNA from Cucurbita moschata (crookneck pumpkin), 759 nucleotides. RefSeq names its product ubiquitin-conjugating enzyme E2-17 kDa-like. Gene Ontology annotation, molecular function: ubiquitin conjugating enzyme activity. Gene Ontology annotation, biological process: protein polyubiquitination. Lineage: Eukaryota; Viridiplantae; Streptophyta; Magnoliopsida; Cucurbitales; Cucurbitaceae. The record is from RefSeq and is a predicted model, not a curated record. Gene Ontology annotation, cellular component: nucleus. The transcript has 4 exons. The coding region runs from base 154 to 600 and encodes 148 amino acids.